UUCUUAUUUAUGACAUUAAUAAUAUGAGAUGAGAAGAAUUAAAAUAAUUAUGCAUGAUGAAAAUUAUAAGAUAAAUAUGGGUAAAAUUUUCCCAUACAAUGGAAAGCAUUAGGAACGAUACCUAUAAAAAGGUUGAAUUAUUUCUAUUCAAUUUGACACUGGCAAUUAAUAGAAUUAUGCCUAAUACGUUUAGGUUCAAAUUUUUCGAACGAACAUUCUUCUAUUGUUUAUUUUCUGUCGAAUUUCAACAAGUGCUUUGUGCAGUUAUUGUAGUUUUUUGUGUUUAAAGUGAUUUCUGUGGGUUUUCUGAUGUUGUAUUGCACUUGUGGUGAAACUAUAAGAAAUGCCCAAGUGUUUUAUGAACUCCGUGCGGCCGUUAAGAGGAUUUUUCAUUCAUAACUCAGAUGAAGUAAUAAAAUCAUCUCGAGGGCCAAAAAUGUCGCUAAAAAAACAGAAGACUCUUUUAAAAAACAACGAAACCAUAUACAACGACAAAGUACCAAUUUCCACGCGCUUUUAUCUCCAACUUUUAAAGAAAAGUCAGUUCCUAUCGCAUUUUAUUGACAAUGAGAACUACGACUACGCAUCUGAAACCGAAAAGCCGAUUAUUUCAGAGGUUAAUAAGAAAAAUAAUACGAAUCAAAAACGUGAAGCCGAUAAAUCCACGUACAAUCUACGAUCUUCCGAAAGAACGGUAAGGAAAGUAUUCUGCGAAAAACCUAGAAGACGGAAAAAGAAGAUUAUAGAAGCACAAGAGAAGACCAUUGAGAAAAAAAUUAUAAAAGAGCCUCUUGCUCCAAUAAUAGAAGAGUUGAAAAGCAGGGAACCUCUUAAAAGUUCAUUUAGAGGAUCUGAAAUCGACAAAAUUGCAGAAAAGCUUAAAAGCCUGGUACGCAGUAAUGAAGAAGAGAAGCUAACUAAAGAGUUACUGUACUGCAAAGAGUCAUUUGAGAAGGAGAAUUUGGUUCCUGAUGGCAAUAAUACAGUCUUGAAAGAGGAGAUCAAAAACGAUACAGAGCUGAAGAAAACAACAUCAAAUACCAAUGCUGAUUAUAAAUGUGCUGAAGAACGGCGUCCAAGACCAUGCCACGUGUGUUCGUACUGCGGCAAAAGCUUUGACAGGCCGUGGGUGCUCAAAGGACAUCUGCGCCUGCACACUGGCGAGAGGCCAUUUCCAUGUCCAUACCCACAUUGCGGUAGAACCUUCGCUGAUCGUUCAAAUCUUCGCGCCCAUCAACGCACUCGUGGACAUCACUCGUGGCAAUGGCGUUGCCAACAUUGCGGCAAAGCUUUCAGCCAGAACAGAUACUUGGAGAGACAUAGAGCUGACGCUUGCAAAAAAUAUAAGCUUAAUACAAGGCAAGCCCACAGUACAACUCUACCUAACAAGGAAAGCAUUCCACUUUACGGUGUUAUACGAAGAAAUGUACUUUCUAAACCAGAUGUGAAUAUUUAUUGUAAGGAUUUUAAUGAAGAGCCAAUAGAUUUGUCGAUUCGCAAAAGAAUGGAUUGACCCCAA
Molecule: messenger RNA, 1519 nt
Organism: Pieris napi
Lineage: Eukaryota; Metazoa; Arthropoda; Insecta; Lepidoptera; Pieridae
Product: zinc finger protein 69 homolog B-like
Exons: 6
Coding region: 344-1513 (389 amino acids)
Biological process (GO): regulation of transcription by RNA polymerase II
Cellular component (GO): nucleus
Molecular function (GO): RNA polymerase II transcription regulatory region sequence-specific DNA binding; DNA-binding transcription factor activity, RNA polymerase II-specific
Source: RefSeq, a predicted model, not a curated record